CUGCACAAGCACAACAAACGUUGGCCUUGGGCUCUUGUCUACAUUGGAUAAAAUAUUUAAAUGGUCAAGAGGGUUUUACUUGAGAGUAUUUUUACUGCAAUUUUUGGGUUCUACAUCUAAUAGAAAAUUUUCAAACUUUGUUAAAUUCUCGGCGCUAGAAGUUGUGUAAUAUUUCCUGGAUCAUUGUAAUAAGUGCUUUACAGUUGGACCAUGGAUCAAAAUUAUGUUAGUAUGUGUUCCAAUUUGGAUAAUCAAAGUGAUUUUAGUGAUUGCAAACAUGAAACACCUAAAUUGAUCCAGUCAGCAUCUGAGAAAAGAGAAGACUCUAGGAAACAAGAUGCUGUGAUAUCAAAUCUUAAUGGAACAACUCAAUUACCUAUAUUCAACCAAACUGAAACCUCAACAUUACCAGAAACUCAUCAAUCAGAAUGUGACAACAUUACUGACAAUGAUGUUGAAGAACUCAACUUGGCAAAAGAGCAAAUGAUCACUUAUGUGGCAAAUAGCCAAGCGGAAGAUAUUUUCUUUAGAAGCCAGCAACGUGAUGAACCAGCACUUACAGCUGAGGAGAAGAAAAAGAUUGCAGCGUCAUUGUUGAAAUCAAGUCCUUCAAAUUUCUUAGUCAGGUUUGGAAAAAUAUUGAAUCCAAAUCACCUGACUUACUUUCAUCAAUUUGAAAACAACUGUGAAGUUUUAUUUCAUCUUCAGCAGCUGGAAAAACAGAAUAAAUUAACACAAACUAGUGUUAAAAACCUGCGUUUCCAUGCAAUGAAUGAAAUGAUAAAAGAAGGGAAAUAUUUCAGCAUGGAUGAAAUGAGGAAAAGAAACCCAAUAUUAUUUCAUGAGCUUGUUGAGAAAUAUAUGUCAUCAGAUGAAAAAAGAUUGUUAGAACAGGAACAACCAAAGCUAUGUAAUCUUUCAACAAUUUUCAUGGCCCACAUAGAUGGUGAUUCUGAGAAUUCUAAAAGGAGAAAUGAACAACGAGCUGAUCAAUCAGCUUGGGAUGAGGCAUUAGCUUGCGAAGAGGAAGAAGAAGAGGAUGAUGAUGAUGAUAUAGAUCAAGAAGAAAAGAAAUUCUUCCGCGAUGAAUUUAUAUCAAGUAUGUAUAGUAGCUUUCUCAGUGGGCGUGAUGAAGAAUUCGACUACAGCCAAAUUGAUUCUUCACAUCCCAAAGACGAUGUCAUAUAUGAAAGAGAUGCCGAAGAACGAUACUUUGAUAGUGACUAACACAAUAUUAAUUCGCUGUAUGAAAUCUUCCAAAUGUCAUGAUUUGUAAUGAAAGUAAAUAAAAAAAAAAUUCAAUAACAAAA
Daphnia pulicaria is the source of this 1310-nucleotide messenger RNA. Its product is annotated as coiled-coil domain-containing protein 97-like. The record is from RefSeq and is a predicted model, not a curated record. The transcript has 2 exons. Lineage: Eukaryota; Metazoa; Arthropoda; Branchiopoda; Diplostraca; Daphniidae. Bases 211 to 1227 code for a protein of 338 amino acids.